Messenger RNA from Rotaria sordida, 1950 nucleotides. The record is from the annotation of a GenBank genome assembly. NCBI's taxonomy places the organism in Eukaryota, Metazoa, Rotifera, Eurotatoria, Philodinida, Philodinidae.
AUGUUUUCAUUUUUCUUCUUGAUUCUUUUUCUUCUAAAUAUUAUCACAAAUUAUUCAUUAAUACUUAAUAGACAAUCUAUUAUAUCUAAUGAAUAUCUUGGUAAUACUGGAAAACAUCUUUUUUAUUUUGUGCAAAUAACAGAUACUCAUAUAACUCAUCUCGGUCAUGCUGAUCGAAGGCAACAAUUUGAACAAUUUUGUAAUCAUAUUAUAAAAACAUUAGUAAAACCACAAGUUACUAUUUUAACAGGUGAUCUUGUGAACAGUGUAAGCAGUUCAAAGGAUCAAUUAUUUGGAACAACACAAUAUGAACAAGAAUGGAAUAUUUAUAGAGAUAUAUUAAUUCGAACUAAUGUUACAAAACAUACAAAAUGGCUUGAUAUAAGAGGAAAUCAUGAUGCAUUUAUGGAUCCAGAUCCAGAUUCAUUAAAAAGUUUCUAUCGUAUUUAUUCACAUCAAGGACAUGAUCAUAGUGGUUCAUAUGAACAUACAUUAACAACAAAAGAUGAUGAUACUUAUUCAUUUGUUGGUAUUGAUAUGUGUCCACGACCAGGUCUUGGUCGUCCAUUUAAUUUCCUUGGUCAUAUUAGUAAAAAAGAAAUGAAAAUUUUAAAAAAAUUAUUUAAAAAAACUAAAAAUUCUACUGCAACAAUAUUCUUCGGUCAUUAUCCAUUAUCAUUUACUUAUUCAAAAGGAAUUGAUCAAAUAAUGAAAUAUGGUUUAGUUUAUAUAAAUGGUCAUCUUCAUUCCGGUAUAAAACAUUUAUAUGCUCAUCAUUCAAAUGGUUUACUUGAACUUGAAUUAGGAGAUUGGAAAGAUAAACGACGAUUUCGUAUAUUAACCAUUGAUUCGGGUUUAUUAUCUUUCGAAGAUUUUCGAUUUAGUCAACCUAUUUAUGCUAUUAUAUCACAUCCAAAAGCAGCAAAAUUUCUAACAUCAAGAGAACCAUUCUAUCGUCUAAAUCAAAGUACACAUAUCAGAAUUGUUAUUUUUUCAAAAUUAUCUAUUAUUAAUGUAAAUAUUUCUAUUGAUGAACAAUAUAUUGGUUCAGCUAUUCAAUCAAUUGAUAAUCAAAAUUUAUUUAUUUUUCCAUGGAAUACAAGUUUAUAUAAUGAUGAAAAACUUCAUAAAAUAUUUGUUAAAAUUAAAGAUAAUGGAAAUAAUACAGUAAUUUUACAACAUGAAUUUUCUCUAUCAUUAUUAAAAAAAACAAAAUGGUAUCAAUCGAAAAUAAUUCUUACUAUUCAUCAACCAACUUUUGGUUUUAUUAUUUUAAUUUCAUCUUUAUGUUCAUAUAUUCUUACAUUAUUAUAUUAUCGCUAUCAAGUAAAACAAAAUUCAUCUAAUUUUAUUAUUCGUUUUACAUUAUGGAAUCAAUUUCGUCUUCGAAUGAUAUGUCUUUGUUCAGUAGAUUUUAUAUUUUAUUCAUUAUUUAGUUUUUCUUUGUAUUAUUUUAUCGGUCCAUGGUAUAUCGGAUAUUUAACAUCAAGUCAUUUUGGUGUCACUUUUCUUUGGGGUACAUUAAUACAACAAGUUUAUUUACCACCCGAUGCACAAAUAUUUGUAGGAAUUUUUCAACUAUAUUUCUUUAUAUUUCCAUUAACAUAUAGUUUAAGUUCAUCAUGUUUUUAUCGUUAUAUUCAACAACUUGAAUCAAAUACAAGGAUAAUUAAAUAUCAUUUUAAUUAUUGUUAUCGAAUCUAUACAGUUUAUAUUCUAUUUAUAUAUACAUUAGUUUUUAUUUUAUUUUGGUCAUUUCUAAUGACUGCAUCAUAUAAAUUAUCUUGGAUACUAUCACCAUUUGGUUUGAUAUUAGUUUUAUUUUCAUUAAUUCUUUAUGUAAAAUCUCAUCGAUUGAAAAUCGAAGAUUUUAAAUUAAAAAAAGCAACUGAAACAAUGAUUUCAAUCAAUCACGAUAAUUCAAAAUUAAUUCAUCAAGUCGAGGAAUGA